AUGCCAUUUGGUCUUAAGAACCCAGAACUUAUCCAAACUAAACCAUUCAUCAACGGUGAAUGGUUUGAAUCGAAGUCAACUAAGACUUUUAAGGUCACCAACCCAGCAACUGAAGAGUUCUUGCUUGAGUUACCAGAUCAAACUCCAGAAGAAAUCGAUUACGCUAUCAAAUGUGCUUAUGAAGCUUUUGAAAAGUACAAGAAGACUUCUCCAUAUGAAAGAUCCAAGACCUUAAGAAAGCUAUACGAUCUCAUGAUGGAGAAUCUUGACGAUUUGGCAAGAAUUAUCACCAUUGAAAACGGUAAAAGUUUAGCAGAUUCAUUGGGAGAAGUUAAGUACUCUGCCUCUUACUUUGAAUGGUUCGCUGAAGAAGCCAAGAGAAUGUAUGGUCACACCAUUCAACCUACCAAUCACAACAAUAAGGUUAUAACUUACAAGCAACCAGUUGGCCCUGUCGGAUUGUUGUGUCCAUUCAAUUUCCCCUCUGCUAUGGGUGCAAGAAAGGCUGCACCAGCAAUUGCUGCAGGAUGUACUACUAUCUUGAAGCCAGAUGCUCAAACUCCGUUUUCCGCUUUGGCAAUGGCAUAUUUGGCAGACAAGGCAGGAUUCCCCAAAGGUGUAUUCAAUGUUGUGUUAUCUUCAGUUGAAAGCACCCCAAUGUGUGGUUUAAAAUUCUGUGAAUCUCCACUUAUCAAGAAGGUAUCCUUCACUGGUUCUACCGCUGUUGGAAAAUUGUUGAUGAAGCAAUCUUCGUCUACCUUGAAGAAGUUGUCUAUGGAAUUAGGUGGUAACGCUCCAGUGAUUGUAUUUGACGAUGCCAAAAUAGAUUUAGCAGUAGAGCAAGCAAUUGCCUCUAAGUUUAGAUCCUUAGGUCAAACUUGUGUGUGUGCUAAUAGACUUUACGUCCAUGAGAAAAUCUACGAUGAGUUCACUCAAAAGUUUGUCGCUGCAGUGAAGAAAUUCAAGAUUGGGAAUGGUUUGGACGAAGGUGUCACUCACGGAUCUUUAAUCAACGAUAGAAUCAUUACCAAAGUUGAGGAUCACAUUCAAGAUGCUGUGUCUAAGGGUGCUGAGGUACUUCUUGAAGGUGGUAAGUUGCCUCAAUUAGGUAAGCAUUUCUACGCUCCAACUGUUAUAGGAAACGUUACUCAAGAUAUGAAGGUAGCCAAGGAAGAAACUUUCGGUCCAUUGGGUGCCAUUAUCAAGUUCUCUACAAGGGAAGAAGUAUUGCAAUGGUGUAAUGACACAGAGUACGGGUUAGCCAGUUAUGUUUUCACUGAGAGCUUGAACACUGCAUGGUUCAUGAGUGAAUUUUUGGAAGCUGGUAUGGUUACUGUAAACACUGGUAUAUUCACUGACGCCUCCAUUCCAUUCGGUGGUGUUAAGGAAUCCGGUUUCGGUAGAGAGGGUUCCUUACACGGAAUAGACGACUACACAGUUAUCAAAGCUAUAACAUUAGGUAACGUCUACAACUAA
This is a messenger RNA of Dujonia railenensis, 1476 nucleotides long. The record is from the annotation of a GenBank genome assembly. Lineage: Eukaryota; Fungi; Ascomycota; Pichiomycetes; Serinales; Debaryomycetaceae.